AUGAGUGAGAGUACGUUGACAAAUAAAGAGCGCCGUAUGGCGCGCAAGGCAGAACGCCAGCAGAAAAAAGAGGCAGAGCAUAGCAACGAGGCUUUGGCGCCGUCCAAGCGACGGAAAGAGCGCGACUUUGAUGAAGCAGCGGAAGAGCCUCAAUACGAUGAGGCGCCUGCCGACGAGGUGCCAGACGAGGACGUGGAGCCGCUCUCGCACAAGGAGCAGCGCAAGCGUCGAAAAAUGGAGAAAAUGGCCGAGAAAUAUGGGACUAUGCACAAGGAAGCCGCUGCUCCGGCACGUCCUGAGCGUAGCCCCUACAGCGUGUGGAUCGGUAACUUGUCUUUCACCACAAGUGAAGAUGACCUGCGUCAGUGGCUCUCCGAUCAUGCUAUCGAGGGCGUGAGUCGUGUCCAUAUGACACCUGGUGCUCGGCGUACAGACCAUAACAAAGGCUUCGCGUACGUGGACUUGCCGUCGGACGACAUGGUGCAGCAGUGUGUGGCGCUUUCCGAGACGUCGUUAGGCGGGCGUCGUCUUCUCAUCAAAAGUGGCACCGAUUUCCGCGGUAGACCUGGGCUGGAUGCCUCUGUGAUGGAUCUCGGGAGCACUACAUCCGGUGGCCGCACAGGUCUAACGAAAACGGCCCAGAGGAUCUUGCGCUCCCAAAAAAACGCGCCAGCGCCUACGUUGUUUAUGGGCAACUUGAGUUUUGAGACAAAGGAAGAUGAUAUUCGCGACUUGCUGGAGACAUCAGCAAGGCGCCAUUAUGUCGAUGAAACCCCUGAGGGCGAGGCACCUGCGCCACCCUCGGCGGGCAUUCGUAAAAUUCGCAUGGGCACCUUUGAAGAUACCGGGAAAUGCAAAGGUUUUGCGUUUGUUGACUUUGAUUCGGCUCACCAUGCUACCAAGGCUCUGAUUGAACCGCGCAAUGGUCGGCUUCUCGGCCGCACGCUCCAGAUCGAGUAUGCUGGCCUUGACGCUGUGCGCCGUGGCGCAUCUAAAGACUUGUUACCAGACUAUGUGCCUACACGUCGUCGACGCCGUCCUGCUUCCUCUACCAAUACAGAGCCCCUGGGCCAGGCCGCUUCUGUGCGUGAGGACGAAGGGGAGACCGACACGGCGCCGGCCGCCUCCGUGGCGGCCCCGGCGACGCCAGCGCCGCGCCGCCGAGGCUCUGCAACUCCACGACGGAUUCGCCCCGGUGCUGCGAACGCCGCUGCGCCGCGGCAGGCGUACGGGAUUGUACCGUCGGAGGGCAAGCGUACUACCUUUGCUGAGUAA
This is a messenger RNA of Malassezia pachydermatis, 1275 nucleotides long. Its product is annotated as rna-binding domain-containing protein. The record is from RefSeq and is a predicted model, not a curated record. Gene Ontology annotation, molecular function: RNA binding. NCBI's taxonomy places the organism in Eukaryota, Fungi, Basidiomycota, Malasseziomycetes, Malasseziales, Malasseziaceae. Bases 1 to 1275 code for a protein of 424 amino acids. The transcript has 3 exons.